Molecule: messenger RNA, 1211 nt
Organism: Galdieria sulphuraria
Lineage: Eukaryota; Rhodophyta; Bangiophyceae; Galdieriales; Galdieriaceae
Product: RNA-binding protein
Exons: 1
Coding region: 31-1185 (384 amino acids)
Cellular component (GO): nucleus
Molecular function (GO): RNA binding
Source: RefSeq, a predicted model, not a curated record
CAAUUUUACUUGUGAAAUUUUACAAAUUUUAUGGGAAUGGAAACCUUGGAAGCGUUCGCCGAGAGUGAACUAGAAAAGUUAGGGUUUGAAGGUGACCUGUCUGCUCUCGCCAAAUAUGUAAGUGCCUUACUUUCAGGAACUGAAACACCAGUUGAAGAGCAGAUGGAUAAGUAUGUGCAAGAUUUGGAAGAAUUUCUCGGCUCCAAUUCUGCUCCUUUUGUUGUCAAAGUUGUAGACAAGUACAAAGAGAUAUUUCACAAACCAGAAGACGUUAACAAACAAGUUGAAGAUAGUCAAGAAGUUGAACAACCUCAGAAAAGGUCGGAGAGUCGUAACCUUGGAAGGUUCGAACGACGGACAGGUGGUAAAAUGGGAAAUCGAAUAGGAACAGGGUCUACUAACAGUUCACAAAGAGAUAACUCUGUAAGAGAUUCCUUUCGUUUCAAGGAAAAGAAGACUUCGUUACAUAUCCGUUGCAUUCCGGAAGAGAAAAUGAACGACCAAACCAUACGAGACUAUUUUAAGCGUUUUGGGACUGUAACCGAAGUCCUUUUAUUGCCUCGUAAUACACCUUGUCGAGCUAUUGUGACUUUCGCUUCCGAGAAAGAAGCUUCUGAAGCUAUACUUUGUAGAGACGCUGUUUUGGGUGAUAGGUUUGUGAAGUUAUACUGGGCGCAUAAAGAGGACUUUGAGGACAAACCUGAACACUGGUUUGAGCGAAUUCGCACGAAUGGAGAUUUUCAACACCAGUGGAAGAAAUCUGGACAGUUUGAGCAACGACCUCGACCUUUUCAGUAUAGAAGACCUGCUUUUCCUACACAUGGGGGAAGAAGUCUUCACUGGAGUUCAGAUGCCUCUGAACAACAGCAAACUUUUCCUGCAGCAGCAAAACGGGAAAGGGAAAAUGACAAUACAGCAACUACUAUAGGUUUACCAGAAAAGCGUAGCAAAGUCGAGCAAGAAAGAAUUUUGAACAAGUAUUUGGAGAACAAGCGAUAUAUAUUACAACGUUUCGAGUCACUUAAAGAUAGUUUGAAGCCUGAACAAAAGAAAACAAUCUUAGAAGAACUGAAAAGUUUGGAUAGAAACAUCGAGAGUUGUCUUGCAAAUAUAUCCAAGAUGACAUCGCCGCAAGAGAGUAAUGAUGUGGAUUUGUCGACUACGGAGAAAUCAAACAAUGAAUAGGGAAAUAGGAAUUUGUCUACACCAGA